Erythranthe guttata (spotted monkey flower) is the source of this 1416-nucleotide messenger RNA. RefSeq names its product exopolygalacturonase. Gene Ontology annotation, biological process: carbohydrate metabolic process. Lineage: Eukaryota; Viridiplantae; Streptophyta; Magnoliopsida; Lamiales; Phrymaceae. Gene Ontology annotation, molecular function: polygalacturonase activity. The record is from RefSeq and is a predicted model, not a curated record.
AUGGCAAAGAAAUGUGUUCUUGAUAUUCUUGUCACACUUCUUUUGUUCAAUUGCAUUUUACUAGCUGUUAAUGGACAUUCUUUACCACCUAAAAUCUUUGAUGUUGUCAAAUACGGCGCCGUUUCCGAUGGAAAAACCGAUAACACUAAGGCGUUUUUGAAGGCGUGGGAUGAAGCAUGUGGGUAUAGUGGGAGGAGUAGGGUUUUUAUCCCAAAUGGAAUAUUCUUAUUGGAUUCAGUUUCGUUUGUGGGCCCAUGCAGUGGUCCAAUCUCUUUUUUGGUAAAAGGUACAAUCAGAGCUCCGACGGACAGCCGCAGAUUUUUUACGGAUACUUGGAUAGGUUUCCGGUACGUCAGUCGUUUGACGGUGAAAGGCGGCGGGAUUUUCGACGGCCAAGGGCAGGCGGCGUGGCCUUUUAAUGACUGCAAAACUAACGAUCAGUGCAAGCCUCUUCCUACUACGCUCCGAUUCGACUUCGUAAACAAUUCGCGGGUCCUAAACCUCCAUUCAAUCAACAGCAAAAGCUCACACGUCAACAUAUUCGCAUGCGGCAACUUCAACAUAACCAACGUUCGUCUAACCGCUCCUUCCGACAGCCCUAAUACAGACGGCAUCCACAUAGGCAGCUCGAGCCAAAUCAAGAUUACGCACGUCCGCAUCAGCACCGGUGAUGACUGUAUAUCCAUGGUAUCAGGUAGUCAAAACAUAGAAAUAUACGACGUUUCUUGUGGGCCCGGCCAUGGAAUCAGCAUCGGAAGCUUAGGUCGAAGCCACGAGCAUGAAUACGUGAAGGGUAUAACGGUCAGAAACUGCAGUUUUAUCGGCUCGGAUAACGGUGUGAGGAUCAAGACUUGGUCGCCUUCUCUUUAUAGCGAGGCUUCGGAUAUGACCUUUCAAGAUAUUUUCAUGCAAAACCCUAAAAACCCUAUUGUUAUUGAUCAGCAGUAUUGUCCUUCAUCCCAUUGCUUAAUGAAGAGUGAGUCAAGAUCGGCUGUGCAGAUAAAAGAUGUGACGUUCAGUAACAUUUGGGGGAUUUCGAGUACUAAAGUUGCACUCGAUUUACAAUGUAGUGGAACUUUACCUUGUCGGAAUGUGAAGCUUAUAGACAUUAACUUGUCUUACAACGGUCCCGGAGGACAAGCGAUUUCUCAAUGUUCAAACGUAAUCGGUUCUUCUCAUGGGAAGCUCGUUCCGUCUGGUUGUUUAUAGUUUAAUAUUGUUUUUGUAUCUUGCUAUUGGUAUUUUUGGUUUUAACGGUUAUUUUUAGUCCGUACGUGACUUCGAUUUGCAGCCAUGAUGUAUUUAGUUUUGUGGCAUGAGCAACGAUCCUCUUUUGUUUUAGAAAUUGAAAAAUUUUUGUACUUAAAUUGCCAUUCUCUCUUCAAUUUCGAAACGGAAUAAGUGAUAUUUUGUUUA